ACUUCCGACUUACCGCAAAGUCGAACUUUUCUGAAAAGUUUCAUCACAGAUUAUGAAUCUGACCAAUACGAUAUCGCUUAUGGGUAAACCGGGGCAAUCGGUUUGCUUCUCGCUUUAUCCACUCUAUGCCGUAAAAAUUCAGAAGUUUCGACAUCGAUGUCGUAUUCAGAAAGGAAGUUUCCGCUAGAAAGCAAAUUAUGCCGACCUGGCACACGACCACUUUGUCCUCUCCUGUUGUCACAUUAUUCUCAUUUGCUACGCAGGCCCGUGCGGAGGGCGCAGGUGAGUUAUCAUAUCCUUUAUCUUUUUCGGCACAGCUUAUUUCCACGAUACCCUCUUUUGAAAUCAUUGGCUGAUAGCUACGAAUAUCCGCUGUCAUAUUUAUCUACCCUCGGAAGUGUGUUGUAUGGGCAACGCCAACUCUAACCUUACAAUGGACACCUCACAUCAUACAUCGCACAGCAACUCCGAGCACCAUCAGAAAUAUGCGUCUGUUGGUUAUAGGCGCAAGCGGACGUGGAGUAUCUCGAUGACCUCCCAAUCGUCAACUGCAUCACAAUUUCCCCUUCCCCAAAAGCUCUAUGAAGCAUCCCCUGCUGAGGUCGUUCAAGGCGACCUCCAAGCUCAUGGCUCAUUUACCACUACCAUACCAGCGGUCUUCUGGCUCCGCUCGUGUUUUUCUAUUCAUUCCAAGCCACGUGGGAAGCGACUGGACAUGGGGUGGGCGGACGAACACAACUUUGAACUCCCCGAUCUCCCUCGAUCGCGGUCUCGUUCACCCGUUCGCCCAUUUAUAAGCCGCACGUCCUCUAUGAACUCAACCUUGGGCGAACAACUCAUGCCUACUUUAUCCUCACACGACUCCCCACCUGCAUCACCUCUUGGAGAUAAUAUCUCUACGCUCUGUCCUAUUCUUGAAGCUAUCGAGAAUGCCUCAAAGUUAUCGUGCCGCACUGUGUGCGUCACAUGUUUGAAAACAGGUAGGGACUUCCCACACUGUCCCCGAUGUGGUGAUACGUGGUGCUCCAGGGAAUGUAGGAUGCAGGGAGGGAAGAGACACGUCUGCAGAACGUGAUUCCCUCUAUGGUCCUGCUAUGAAUUUCCUCGCUAUCCACAUCUUCCCCAAAAUGCUUUCUACAGCUUUUACUGGUCAUAUGGCAUAAAAUUCUACGGCGAUUCUUUACGCACCCAUCAUGCUUCUAGGCAUUCUUUGUUACGCACAGGCCAAGCUUCUAGGCAGUUGUCUUACGCACGUGUCAUACUCCAAUAUUCUUUGAUACAUGCGCAAUGCCAACUGAAUUGGAUUAUGUAUAUAUUGGAUUCGUAUGAUGUCGUGUUUUCGUGUUCGGAUGACGUUUAAGACUAAGUGAAGACAAUUCUUGUACCCUGUGCAGGCACAAUUGCGA
Suillus discolor is the source of this 1406-nucleotide messenger RNA. RefSeq lists its product as uncharacterized. The transcript is spliced from 3 exons. NCBI's taxonomy places the organism in Eukaryota, Fungi, Basidiomycota, Agaricomycetes, Boletales, Suillaceae. The coding region runs from base 407 to 1075 and encodes 222 amino acids. The record is from RefSeq and is a predicted model, not a curated record.